UGCACGGGGGUGUGUAAGUGUUACGUAAUCAUCAGAGGAUGAAAACCUGCAUCUAGUGAGAGAGAGAGAGAGAGGUCAGAAGUGAGAGUGAGUGAGUGAGUGAGUGAGUGAGAGAGACUGAAAGAGAUUAACAGGAUCCAGUCCUUCCAGUCUCACAGCCAGUGUGACAGAAGAGCAGUUCUGACUGUGUACAUGAUAGUGUAUACGCCUGGGUGCAUGUCACAACUCUCCGUUCUCUGGAUCUGCUCAUUGUAUCACAGGACUGCGGCAGAACUUUCUGGCCCAUUCAUUUGUUUACAUCUGACACCUGCUCUGACUUUGGACUGAAUCUGGGCUUGACUGGACAAGAUGCUUCUGCAUUUGGGAGGCUGCAGGGGGAAGAUGGGCAUUCUGCUCAUCAGGAGAGUGGGUUUGUUUUGUCGUUCUGCCCACUUGUCUCCCCAAAGCCUGGAGUAUCGACCGAUCAAAAAGGUCAUGGUGGCAAACAGAGGUGAAAUAGCCAUCCGGGUGUUUCGGGCAUGCACAGAGCUUGGGAUCCGUACAGUGGCUGUAUAUUCAGAGCAGGACACGGGGCAGAUGCACAGACAGAAGGCAGAUGAGGCUUACCUCAUUGGCAGAGGCCUGUCCCCUGUUGCAGCCUAUCUCCAUAUCCCUGACAUAAUCAAAGUGGCUAAGGAAAAUAAUGUGGAUGCAAUCCACCCUGGUUAUGGCUUUUUAUCAGAGCGCGCAGACUUUGCCCAAGCCUGUGUUGACGCCGGGAUAAGAUUCAUUGGUCCUUCCCCAGAGGUUGUGUGCAAGAUGGGGGAUAAAGUGGAAGCCCGUGCCCUGGCCAUAAAAGCAGGUGUUCCAGUUGUUUCCGGAACAGACGCACCCAUCUCAUCUCUUCAAGAGGCUCAGGAGUUUGCCAAAACAUAUGGCUUUCCCAUUAUCUUUAAAGCUGCAUAUGGAGGAGGAGGCCGUGGGAUGAGGGUGGUCCGAGAUUAUGAGGAAUUAGAGGAGAACUAUCAGAGAGCAUAUUCAGAGGCUCUGGCGGCAUUUGGUAAUGGUGCUCUGUUUGUUGAGAAGUUCAUCGAGAAACCACGCCACAUUGAAGUACAAAUUCUUGGUGAUAAAUAUGGAAAUGUAAUUCAUCUGUAUGAGAGGGAUUGCUCUAUCCAGAGAAGACAUCAGAAAGUGGUAGAGAUCGCUCCUGCUGCCCAGCUCGACCUUCACCUCAGAGACAGACUGACCUCAGACUCGGUCAACCUGGCAAAACAGCAUACUUAGCAUGCCCUUCCUGAGCUUUCCUCUAGACAGUGUG
Molecule: messenger RNA, 1300 nt
Organism: Sinocyclocheilus rhinocerous
Lineage: Eukaryota; Metazoa; Chordata; Actinopteri; Cypriniformes; Cyprinidae
Product: pyruvate carboxylase, mitochondrial-like
Exons: 8
Coding region: 349-1266 (305 amino acids)
Biological process (GO): pyruvate metabolic process; gluconeogenesis
Cellular component (GO): cytoplasm
Molecular function (GO): metal ion binding; ATP binding; pyruvate carboxylase activity
Source: RefSeq, a predicted model, not a curated record